AGACAGAACACAGAUACUGUAUAGACACACAGACAGACAGUAAGUCAGAUACAUACAUACAUACAUACAAACAUAACGGAUCAGAGUGAAGGAGCUGAAGAGGAGAUGGUUAACAAUCUUUUAUCAUCCCUCUCCUUCCCAACAGCCCCACUCCACGUCCCCCUAGUCUUUGACGUCACUGUGACUGUGCAGCCAAUCAGGUUCCCGAGUCACACCCACCACCUUUCCUUAGCCAAUCCUCCUUCUCUCAGUCUUUUUAAACCCCACAAGCUCUGGAAACACAACACACACACACACACCUGGGAGAAAAGCAGUGCGGACGGAUGCAACAUAGAACACACACUAACCACCACACCACACACACCGAGACAGAACAAAUGCUGACUCCAGACAACCUCAUCAGAGGAAGCAGCAGCCCCAGUAGUAGCAGAAAGAAGAGAACCUCGAGGAAAACCACCAGAGGAACCCCUCUCACUCCUCUUCUCUUCCAAGGACCUCAGCUCUGAGAUGGGCUGCUCCUCGGGACGCCAGGCCCCGGCCCCAGGGCUUCACUCAGACCUGGACUGUGGCAGCAGCCUACCCCCGGAGUCGCCCCAUGGAGGAGGGGACCUGGUCCUACCCCCAGAGUCACUCUCUACGCUGCAGUGUCUGGCCCAGGCCACGGGUGGUACGGAGAAGUCCUGGUACCGCUGUGUGUUUCCGUUCGGGGUGAUCUCUUUGGUGAUCGGGGUAGCGGGAACAGCAGUCACCUUCAUGUAUAACACGCCAGACCUGUACCAGACCAAGGUGGUGUCCAUGGUGCUGCUGGUGGUGGGGGUGGUCAUGCUGCUGAUGGCGGCCAUCUGCUGGAGAGACCACAGGCUGAAGAGGAGGAAGAAGAAGGAGGGAGGUUUCUUCUGCUCCGAACAGGGCAACUUGUGAGGUCUGGAGGAGGAAGGYGGGGGGGGGG
Salvelinus sp. IW2-2015 is the source of this 949-nucleotide messenger RNA. Its product is annotated as transmembrane protein 100. NCBI's taxonomy places the organism in Eukaryota, Metazoa, Chordata, Actinopteri, Salmoniformes, Salmonidae. Gene Ontology annotation, biological process: cellular response to BMP stimulus. Gene Ontology annotation, cellular component: plasma membrane. The record is from RefSeq and is a predicted model, not a curated record.